This is a messenger RNA of Dryobates pubescens (Downy woodpecker), 2336 nucleotides long. It is a transcript of the gene VPS33A, whose product is annotated as VPS33A core subunit of CORVET and HOPS complexes. The record is from RefSeq and is a predicted model, not a curated record. The coding region runs from base 23 to 1828 and encodes 601 amino acids. Gene Ontology annotation, cellular component: CORVET complex; lysosome. NCBI's taxonomy places the organism in Eukaryota, Metazoa, Chordata, Aves, Piciformes, Picidae. Gene Ontology annotation, biological process: intracellular protein transport; vesicle-mediated transport. The transcript is spliced from 13 exons.
ACGUGAGCGGCGCGGGGGGACGAUGGCAGCGCACCUGAGCUCGGGGCGCGUGAACCUGACGGCGCUGCGCGAGGCGGGGCGCAGGGAGCUGCGCGAGUUCCUGGACAAGUGCGCGGGCUCCAAGGCCAUCGUGUGGGACGAGUACCUGACCGGGCCCUUCGGGCUGAUCGCGCAGUACUCUCUCCUCAAGGAACAUGAGGUGGAAAAGAUGUUCACUCUCAAGCCAGGCCGCCUGCCCCAAGCUGAUGUCAAGAACAUAAUCUUCUUCGUUAGGCCCAAGCUGGAACUGAUGGACAUCAUCACAGACAAUGUGCUUAGGGAAGACAGAGGCCGCUCUCCCCAGAGGGACUUCCACAUCCUCUUUGUGCCACGCCGCAGCCUGCUCUGUGAGCAGUGGCUGAAGGAGCAGGGCGUGCUGGGGUCCUUCAUCCACCGAGAGCAGUACAGCCUGGACCUGAUACCCUUUGAUGGAGACCUGCUUUCCAUGGAGUCGGAGAGUGCGUUCAAGGAAUGCUACCUGGAGAGUGACCAGACAAGUCUGUACCAUGCAGCAAAGGGGCUGAUGACACUGCAGGCUCUCUAUGGAACCAUCCCACAGAUCUUUGGGAAGGGCGAGUGUGCCCGGCAUGUGGCCAAUAUGAUGAUCAGGAUGAAGCGUGAGUUCCCUGGAAGCCAGAACUCGAUAUUUCCUGUCUUCGAUACUCUCUUGCUGCUGGACCGCAACGUGGACCUGCUGACACCACUGGCCACACAGCUGACCUACGAGGGGCUGAUAGAUGAAAUCUAUGGCAUCCAGAACACUUAUGUGAAACUCCCUCCUGAGAAGUUUGCCCCAAAGAAGCAGGGUGAGGGUGGGAAAGAUCUCCCCACAGAACCCAAGAAGCUCCAGUUGAACUCUGCUGAAGAGCUGUAUGCUGAAAUCCGAGACAAGAACUUCAAUGCCGUGGGGUCGGUGCUGAGCAAGAAAGCCAAGAUCAUUUCAGCAGCCUUUGAGGAAAGACACCACGCAAAGACCGUUGGAGAGAUCAAGCAGUUUGUCUCACAGCUGCCACACAUGCAGGCUGCAAGGAGUUCUCUAGCAAACCACACCUCCAUUGCAGAACUCAUCAAAGACAUCACCACAUCUGAAGAUUUCUUCGAUAAUUUAACGGUGGAACAGGAGUUCAUGUCAGGAAUAGACACAGACAAGGUUAACAAUUACAUUGAAGACUGCAUAGCUCAAAAACAUCCAUUAAUCAAGAUCUUGCGUCUCGUUUGCCUGCAAUCCAUCUGCAACAGUGGAUUGAAGCAGAAGGUUCUGGACUACUACAAAAGAGAGAUUCUGCAGACCUAUGGCUAUGAACAUAUAUUAACUUUAAACAACUUGGAGAAGGCAGGACUCCUGAAACCUCAGACAAGUGGCAGGAAUAACUACCCAACCAUCAGGAAGACCCUGCGCUUAUGGAUGGAUGAUGUGAAUGAACAGAACCCAAAUGACAUCUCCUAUGUGUACAGCGGCUAUGCUCCCCUCAGCGUACGCCUGGCACAGCUACUGGCUCGGCCAGGGUGGAGGAGCAUAGAGGAGGUUCUAAAGAUGCUGCCAGGUCCCCAUUUUGAGGAGAGACAGCAGUUACCUACUGGCCUUCAGAAAAAGCGUCAGCACGGUGAGAACCGAGUCACACUGGUGUUCUUCCUGGGAGGAGUAACGUAUGCUGAAAUUGCUGCGCUGAGGUUUCUGUCCCAAAUGGAAGAUGGAGGCACAGAGUACGUCAUAGCCACUACAAAACUGAUCAAUGGGACCAGUUGGAUCAAAUCCUUGAUGGAAAAACUGGAGCCUGCCCCUUUCUAGGGUCUGUGGGGAGAGACAGUAAAAGCAAGAGGCCCUGUGUGACACAGGCAUGUCAGCCUCUGGCCUGGCUGCUUGAACAUCAGAGAAACACUACGGUGAAAGAAGUUAUCCUGGGCCCAGGUUGUGCUGCAGUUAUCCUCAUCCGUCUCUGCACUUGUAUUCCUGCUGCUCAUGGUACUGCCAAGUAGUACUGAAAGCCACUAACAAACUGGGAGAGAGAUCCCUGCUCAUGGUCUGAACUGGUAAACAAGUGCUGGGGAAGUGGAGAUCAGCCCUGGUCCUUCUGUUUGGCAAAGCACUUCUGUUUUUUCCUUCAGUUUAGUUUUGGUGGGAGAUUUGAUUACUUCCUUUUACCCUCCUAAGGUUCUGAGAGGGCAGGAUGUUUUCUGUUCCAAAUUUCAUACCACUCUUGGCAAUAGCUAGCCACGUGCAUGUCAACAGCACUGACUGCAAGUAACCCAGCUGCACCCAAAUGAUGAGGAAGAUGCUUCAGUCUCUUUUUUUUUUU